AUGCUAAGGGUUGGGGGUCAAAGGUUCAUAAAACCACUUGAUCCAGUAUUCAAGAGAAAUUUUACAAAAUCAAUUCCCAUUUUAAAUGCCACUAUAGUUUCAGGAACCAAGCUAGCUAAUAAAAUACGAAAUGAUAUUGCUGAAAAAGUUGUAAACUAUAAUAAAGAACAUUUUGGAAUUGACACACCAGAGUCUUUUAAAUUCAAACCAAGUUUAUCGAUUGUCCAAGUAGGUUCAAGACCAGAUUCCUCAGCUUAUGUAAGAUCAAAAUUAAAAGCAGCUGCAAAGUCAAAUAUAAAUUCAAAUCUAAUUAAAUUAGAUGAGAAUAUAAGUCAGGAUGAUUUAAUAGAAGAAAUUGAUGCAUUAAAUAAGGAUCCAAAAAUACACGGAAUACUAAUUCAAUUACCUUUACCGAAGCAUAUUGAUGAAACAUUAGUUACAAAUUCUGUAAUUACAGAAAAGGAUGUAGACGGAUUUGACCAUUAUAAUGUUGGGCAAUUAUCUAAAAAAGGAGGAGUUCCUCAUUUCAAACCCUGUACACCAAAUGGAAUUAUUGAGUUAAUAAAAACCACUGGGGUAGAAUUGAGAGGAAAAAAUGCAGUUGUGUUGGGAAGAUCAGAUAUUGUAGGUACACCAGUUGCAACAAUGUUGAGAAAUGAAGAUUGUACAGUCACAAUAUGUCAUCGUCACACUAAAGAUUUACCAGAGGUAGUUGCACAAGCAGAUAUAGUCAUAGCAGCAGUGGGAAUACCGGAAUAUGUAAAGGCAUCUUGGAUUAAAGAUGGAGUCAUUGUUAUUGAUGUUGGUAUCAACUAUAUCAAGGAUACCAACUCUAAAAAUGGUCAAAAGUUAGUAGGGGAUGUUGCUUAUGAAGAGGUUGCAAAGAAAGCUGGGUUUAUUACCCCAGUUCCAGGUGGAGUUGGUCCAAUGACAGUUGCUAUGUUAUGUUCAAAUGUUUAUGAUGCUGCUGUUUUGCAUGCACAAAAGGCUCACGAGCAUAGAUUUAAACCAUUACCAUUACAUUUGAAAACCCCCGUACCAUCAGAUAUUGAUAUUUCAAGAGCUCAAAAACCAAAACUCAUUACAAAAAUUGCCAAAGAAUUGGGAUUACUUGAUAAAGAAUUAGAACCUUUUGGUCAUUAUAAAGCAAAAGUUGAUACAAAAGCUGUUAUUAAGAGACUAGAUGAGCAAGUUGAAGGAUCAGCUGACGAUAAGGGAUAUUUCGUUUUGGUUGCAGGUAUUACACCAACUCCAUUGGGUGAAGGUAAAUCAACUACAACAAUGGGUUUGGCUCAAGCUCUUGGUGCUCAAUUAGGAUAUAAUUCAAUUGCAAAUGUGAGACAGCCAUCUAUGGGACCAACUUUCGGUGUAAAAGGUGGAGCAGCAGGAGGUGGAUAUGCACAGGUUAUUCCUAUGGAUGAGUUCAAUAUGCAUUUAACGGGAGAUAUACAUGCAAUUUCAGCUGCCCAAAAUUUGUUAUGUGCUGCAGUUGAUACAAGAAUGUUCCAUGAAGCUACUUCCAAGUCUAUUGGCGGUUUUUACAAGAGAUUGGUUCCUGUUAAAAAAGGUAAGAGAGCAUUCACAAAUUCCAUGUUGAAAAGGUUGAAGAAAUUAGGUAUAAAUAAUUCUAAUCCUGAUGAUUUGACAUCGGAAGAAAUUGAGAAAUUUGCAAAAUUAGAUAUUGAUCCUGAAUCAAUAACUAUAAAAAGAGUUGUUGAUUGUAAUGAUAGAUUUGUCAGAGAAAUGACGAUAGGGCAAGGUAAAAACGAAAGAGGUUUUACAAGAAAAACAGGUAUGGAUAUUACAGUAGCAAGUGAGCUUAUGGCUAUAUUAGCACUUUCCAAUUCAUUGAAAGAUUUAAGAGAAAGAGUGGGUAAAGUAGUUAUUGGAACUCAGAAAGAGACUGGAGAAGCUAUAACAGCCGAAGACAUUGGAGUAGCCGGUGCCAUCACUGCGUUAUUGAAAGAUGCCAUUAAACCAAAUUUGAUGCAAACUGUUGAAGGUACACCGGUAUUUGUACAUGCAGGUCCAUUUGCUAACAUUUCAAUUGGUGCUUCUUCGGUCGUUGCAGAUAAGGUAGCUUUAAAAUUGACAUCACCAUCUAAUCCUAUUAACAAUGGACAAGCCGGAUUCGUUGUAACUGAAGCUGGUUUUGAUUUUACAAUGGGUGGAGAACGUUUCUUCAAUAUCAAAUGUAGAAGUUCUGGAUUAAAACCAGAUACUGUUGUUUUAGUUGCUACUACUAGAGCAUUGAAAUUACAUGGAGGUGCAUCCGAUGUUAAACCAGGUCAGUCAUUACCAUCUGAAUAUGUAACUGAAAAUCUUGAAUUUUUGGAAAAUGGUUGUGCUAAUUUAGCAAAACAAAUUGCAAAUAUAAAACAAUAUAACGUUCCAGUGGUUGUUGCAGUAAAUCAAUUUGAAACUGAUACUGACGCAGAAAUCAAAUUAAUUCAAGAACAUGCCAUAAGAGCUGGUGCUGAUUUUGCUGUACCUUCAAAUCAUUGGGCAAAAGGUGGAUUGGGUGCAAAAGCUUUAGCAGAAGCAGUUGUCGAGGCAGUCAAACAAUCGCCAGAGGGUCAGCAACAGUUUCUAUAUGAUAUUAAUGACUCGAUUGAGAAUAAAUUGAACACAAUUGCUCAAAAAAUGUAUGGAGCUAAGGACAUAGAACUUUCACCAUUAGCAAAACAACAAAUAGAAACAUAUACUCAACAAGGGUAUGAUAAUUUACCAAUAUGUAUAGCCAAAACUCAAUAUUCGUUAAGUCAUGACCCAGCAUUAAAAGGUGUCCCAACUGGUUUCACAAUUCCAAUUAGAGAAGUAAGAUGUUCUGCUGGAGCUGGAUAUUUGUAUGCAUUAGCUGCUGAAAUUAUGACUAUACCUGGAUUACCUACUCAUGCUGGAUUUAUGAAUGUAGAAGUUAACGACGAUGGAGAAAUAGAGGGACUAUUUUAA
Lodderomyces pseudojiufengensis is the source of this 2952-nucleotide messenger RNA. RefSeq names its product Mis12p (gene MIS12). Gene Ontology annotation, cellular component: cytosol. Lineage: Eukaryota; Fungi; Ascomycota; Pichiomycetes; Serinales; Debaryomycetaceae. Bases 1 to 2952 code for a protein of 983 amino acids. Gene Ontology annotation, molecular function: methenyltetrahydrofolate cyclohydrolase activity; methylenetetrahydrofolate dehydrogenase (NADP+) activity; formate-tetrahydrofolate ligase activity. Gene Ontology annotation, biological process: tetrahydrofolate interconversion. The record is from RefSeq and is a predicted model, not a curated record. The transcript has a single exon.